GAGUAAAAGUGUAAAACCGAGCUAGCUAGGAGUAGGGAAAAAGCGCCAAACAGAGGAAGAAGAGAAAAAACCUGCCAUAUAGACAUGGCAUCUGGCUUGAAAACCCUAAUCCCCAAAGUUACACCUCUUCAUCUCUGGUCCAGACCUUCUCCCUCCCGCCCAUUUCGCCACAAAUUGAAUUUACCCAUCUCGCGAUCUGCUUCCCUCUUUUAUCCCCUGUGCUCACUGACAGGAAAAAACUGUGACGGAGCUUUGCCGAAGGGAGUUGGUGAGGCUGUUAGUGGAGCUUCAAAGAAUUGUGUUCUUCAGGUGGUUUUAGUUUCUCCUCAGAUUCCUGGAAAUGUUGGGAGUAUUGCAAGAACAUGUGCAGCGUCAGGUGUGAAGCUCCACCUGGUUGAGCCAUUAGGAUUUUCCAUUGAUGAUGCAAAGCUAAAGCGUGCGGGACUCGAUUACUGGCCGUAUCCUUUGCAACACCCAGUCAUAGUGUCAUAUUAUUGGGCCAUCUAUCAAGGAACACAUCAUCAUGACUAUAAUCCCAAAUAUUUUGGGAUAUGUUGUUGUGAGAGUGCAUAAGUCAUGGUCUGAAUUUCUGGACUAUUUCAGCAGACAGACCGAGGAAAAGAGGCUUCUGGCAUUUACUAAAAGAGGAGCAGUCAUCCAUUCAGACUUUUGCUACAAAAGGGGUGAUUGGCUAAUAUUUGGCUCAGAAACUAAAGGGUUGCCGCCUGAAGCCGUGCUUGAUUGCACGAACAAACCUCUGGGUGGUGGGGCGCUCCGCAUUCCAAUGGCGGAAACAUAUGUCAGGUGUUUGAACUUAUCCGUAAGUGUUGGCAUUGCUUUGUAUGAAGCUUCUCGACAACUAAACUACGAGCAACUCCAGUCCUUGCCAGAAGAACCUUGCAUGCAUAAAGAUACAUCAUUCGCUAAAGAAGACAUUUUCGCCUGAUCUGUCUUGUUGGGGUCCUCAAUCCUCUCGGAAAGACUACCUCUACCCAAACAAGAGAUUCUUGGGAGUCGUCGUUCCAGAGAGUUAGGUAUUGGAUCAUGUAGAUGACGCCUUUUCUGUGUGGGAAUGGAGUUUGGCAUUCCGGAAUCUUCCCCAUCAUUCCGCCGUAGGGGUUCCAGAUCAUCAACGGCGAGUCCUCUUGCAGGAGCUUCUUCCAUAUUCCUUCCAGCCCGGUUUCCGGGACCGGUUUUCUGACAAAAUCUGAUUUUGCUUUGAAGUAGUUCUUGAAUUGAGAUGUCCCCUGGAGUAGGACUUCCGGCGGGGUGUUUGUUGGGAAUCCGGCGAUGUAGAGGACGGAUUCGAUCCAGCUCAUCUCUAUGCAGUCUUGCUUGGUUAACCCCAGCUCUGGGAAACUCUCUCCCAUGAUCUGUAAAAGCCUUUCGGAUUUGCCCAGAAACAGCGCAUUGUAGGCCGUUUGGACCGUCCUCUGCCCUUCUCCCGUGCCUUUUGUUGCAAAAUUAUGCAGAAGAGAUGAAGAGUGAUAAUUAGGAAAUGAAAUCACUGAAAAAAGACCAUAGUUCUUUUGACACUGGUUUUGGAUUUUAUAACAUGAUACCAGGGCGCUAACAUGCAUUAUUUUGUCCAGGAUAUGACUCUAUCCCUUACCCAUCUCCAAACCCAAGUACCCAACUCAUAGCUCCCUAGCGUUUUUCUCCCAAAUGUUUUAGUGCUACUGUAUAGGAAUGAUAUGGUAUAAUUUUGUCUCAAAU
Messenger RNA from Cuscuta campestris, 1716 nucleotides. The record is from the annotation of a GenBank genome assembly. NCBI's taxonomy places the organism in Eukaryota, Viridiplantae, Streptophyta, Magnoliopsida, Solanales, Convolvulaceae.